AAUUUAGCAAUGAAAGGAUACAGUCUGCUCCGUACAGUAUACAACUGUCAGGCAGCGGCAGAGAGGGAGAGCGAGCGCAUUGUGCCCGGAGCCGCAGCUUAGAGACGAUGUGAGCAACUUCAGAAGGAAGGUUAUGUCUGAGUGUGUCGGGGAGAGGGAGGACGGAGGAGAGAGAAACAAGAGAGGAAAACCCCACAGACCGUAAACAGGGCACCCAGCCAUCGCAGAAACACAGAGUUGAGGGAGGGGGAAGAAGAGGAAACAUUUGCAAGAAUUGUUGUGUGCGGCAAGAAGGCGCUUCGCUCUCAUUCUGGGGAGCCAGCUAAAAACAUGGCGACUGUACCAGUCUACUGCAUCUGUCGGUUACCUUACGACGUAACUCGAUUUAUGAUUGAAUGCGAUGCGUGCAAAGACUGGUUUCACGGCAGCUGUGUUGGCGUUGAAGAGGAUGAAGCACCAGAUAUUGAUAUCUAUCACUGUCCAAACUGUGAAAAAACUCAUGGCCAGUCUACGAUGAAAAAGAAAAAGCAGAAGUAUGAGCCGAUACAUACUGUGGAUAUUACACGACCAGUUCAGAAUGGAAGCCAAGUGUUCAUAAAAGAGCUCCGAAGCCGGACCUUCCCCAGUGCGGAAGAGGUUAUUCAAAGGCUGACUGGAACUCAACUAUCCUUGGGAUUUCUGGAAGAAAAUGGUUUUACUGGACCUAUUUUGGUUGCAAAGAAGGACGGUUUGGGAUUAAGUUUGCCACCACUGACAUUUUCUGUUAGUGACCUUGAAAAUUAUGUUGGCCCAGACAGAGUUAUUGAUGUUGUAGAUGUCACAAAACAGAAGACCUGCAAGUUGACCAUCAAGGAAUUUGUUGACUACUACUAUAGUGCAAACCGGAAGAGAGUUCUUAAUGUGAUUAACCUUGAAUUUUCAGAUACAAAAAUGUCUAGUUUGGUUGAAGCUCCUGAAGUUGUCAAGAAAUUGUCCUGGGUUGAUAAUUUAUGGCAUGAUGAUUCGCUUUUUGAAAAGCCAAAAGUUACAAAAUAUUGCCAAAUUGGUGUAAAGGACAGCUACACAGACUUUCACAUAGGCUCCGGGGGCUCUUCUGCUUGGUACCAUCUUCUACGUGGAGAGAAAAUUUUUUAUUUGAUUAAGUCAACCUCUGCAAACCUUGCUUUAUAUGAAAGAUGGAGUUCGUCGUCGAAUCAGAGUGAAAUGUUUUUUGCAGAUCAAGUGGACAAGUGCUACAAAUGCACCCUGAAACAAGGACAGAGUUUGUUUAUUCCUUCAGGCUGGAUUUAUGCAACAUUGACUCCAGUGGACUGCUUGGCUUUCGGUGGACACUUUUUGCACAGUCUGAAUAUUGAAAUGCAGUUGAGAGCCUAUGAAGUGGAAAAACGAUUGAAAAUUUGUAGUCUUAUCAAAUUUUCAAACUUUGAAGUUAUAUGUUGGUAUGUUGGCAAAUAUCUGCUUGAGACAUUCAAAGGUUUGCACAAAUCUGGGAAGCAGCCUCCAACCUAUCUGGUACUAGGAGCGAAAGCUCUAAAUGGUGCUUUCAGGGCAUGGACCAAGAAACAGGUUAUAGCUGAUCAUGAAGAUGAGAUUCCAGAAACUAUUAAAACAGCACAACUUAUUAAAGAAUUUGCCAAAGAGAUACGAAUAGCAGAGAGUGCACUUAAAACAAAUGAAAGUGAGGUGAGUGAUAUUAUCAGUACAGCCAAAAGUCCUGCUGUACCUGCCAAACUGCCAGCACAUACAGGAACAGCAUCUAUUGAAAAGCCAGAAAAAAAGAAAGCUUCACGGGCCAAAGAAGGAGGAAAGAAGAAAGGGAAGAAAGAAAAAGAAAGUACAGUAUUAGUUCCAAACCUUGACAUUCUUGAGGCACACACAAAGGAGGCUUUAAUUAAAACUGAAGUGCCAAAGAAAGGGGGAAAGGCUUCAAAAAAUAUGUUAACUGUGGCUGGCAGAGAAAGUGUUAACAAUCAAAAUGAUGUAGUAAAAUUUGGAAUACAAGAGCAGAACAAAAGCAAAGCUGAAGUGAAAUGGAAAUAUAAGAACAGUAAGCCAGAUUCUCUGCUCAAAAUGGAAGAUGGAAAAUCAGACAAAUUGUUUUUAACAGGAAACAAAGACAAUAGCAAGCUCAAGUUGGUGUUCACUAAUAAAAAACUGUUGAGUUGUAAAGGAGUGAAGACUCAAACAAAAUCUGUAAAGUCUGAUCAUGUGUUCGGCUGUUUGCAAAAUAUUAAAGAAGACAAGCCGAAACCAGUAAAAGAUGAAUACGAGUAUGUUUCAGAUGAUGGUGAAUUACAGAUUGAUGAAUUUCCAAUAAGAAGAAAGAAAACUGCUUCUAAAAGAAAUUUAACAUUUUUAACAAAGACCAAAGAGGGUGUGGGACACACUGAAAUGAGGGAACCUGUGGUUCAACACCGUUCUAAUCAGGAUGACAAUUCAUCUGAUGAAGAUUCACUUCAUAUUGAUACUGAGGCAAAGCCAGAUCCUAGCACUGACAGAAAGAGUGAAACCAGUAGUUCUGCUGGGAUACUGGAUCUGUUACAAGCCAGCAAACAGGUUGGCGGUCUUGAAUACAGUGGAAACAGCAAGGUUGUUAAAGCAGCAAAAGUCACCAACUGUGAUAUCACUGAUUUCAGCCAACCACCAGCCUCACCCAGCACACAAGAAGCCAUCCAGGGCAUGUUGUCCAUGGCUAAUCUCCAGUCCUCAGACUCCUGCUUACAAACUUCAUGGACCAGCAACCAAGUUAAAAAUAGCUCAUCCAUAGUUCAAGGAUCAAAGAAAACUGGUAGCAACAUUAAUAAGCACACAGGGAAACGAUUAGUCAAAAGCACUACACAGACCACUAUUGACAUUAAUGAUUAUGAAGACCAGGACAGCCUAGGAGCAUGUUUCAAAGAUUCUGAAUAUGUUUAUCCAUCACUUGAAUCUGAUGAUGAUGAUCCAGUUUUCAAAUCCAGAUCCAAAAAGAGAAAAAGUGCAGAUGAUACACCCUGGAAUCCUACAGCCAGAGUUACACCAUCUGUUCCUCGGCAUGACAGGCCAACACGAGAAGGGGCAAGGGUUGCCUCAAUAGAAACUGGAUUAGCUGCAGCUGCUGCAAAGUUGUCUCAACAGGAACAACAGAAAGUCCAGAAGAGAAAAUAUACGAAGAGGAAGGUGUCAUCGGAUGAUUCAAUCAAAAUCCCUGAGGAAAGUGCUUCAACAGAAAUGAAGACUGACAGCCAUGCAGGAAAACGAUUAAAGAAGGGUAUGGCAACUGCUAAGCAAAGACUUGGAAAAAUACUAAAAAUACAUAGGAAUGGAAAACUUCUACUGUAAAGUUAGAAAUGAGAAAUAUUUUCAGUUAAAUGUAUUGGCCUGACACUAAUGCCGUUACAUGUGUGACAUAAUGUUAACACAUUUUAGAUCAUUCCGAGUUAGAGACAGUGUCCAUUUCAAAUGUAUCUACAGACCAUCCUCAGAGAGAGUGCUUUUGUGUGGUACUCUAGUAGAUUGGCUCCACUUGGUCUGUGGCAUAAUUGCAAAUGCUUGUUAGUGGCAUUUGAUAUCUAUCAAAGAUGUCAGAGUAAUCCACUUAAUUCAGCCGAAUCUUCUGUUGGAGCAUUUCUAAGCAUUAAAUUACAGAUGGUGGAAGAACAAAUGAAUUUGGAGAUACUACCAUUUUUUGAAGAAUGUCAGAAACAAAUUCAUAAGAAAGGCUGUCCUUAAAUGAACAGUAGACUUUGUCAGAGAGUACAGUAUUAAACUGCUGCCUUUAACCUGAGUAAAUGGAUACUGUUUCUAUAAAUUUGUUUCUCAGGCAAUUCCACAUUUCAGAUUUAAAGGAACAUUUAAAAUGUUUUUCAUACUAUAAAUCCUGUAAAUAUGGUCAAAGAUUAAUCUUUAUUGCAAAUUAUCUUUGAGUUACAACCCUAUAUAUCCAUUGAUUUUUACCUUUUUUACAUUUUCAUCUUUUAUGAUAAAAAUGUUGCUUCUUUUUUUGUUUGCUCUUAUAAUGGAACUUAUUUUUUAUAGUAGGCAUUGCCUGAAAAACAAAGACAUUACUUUGUGUGGCCUUGCAAAAAUAAUCUCUUGUAAGUAGUCACAGUACAUCAGCAAAGGUAACACAUUAUAGAGGAGCUUUGUAAAUAAGGUUACAGUUUUGUUCUAUAUGAGCUUAUUAUUUUCAAUUUUGCAUUAUAAUGCAAUAUGAAGUAUUUUUGGUCUUAACUGGUGGUGUUUAUGUCUAUGUGACUUAUCUGUAAUUUAUUAAUAUUUGUAGCUUUUUAUAUUUGUACAUUUCUUACACACUUUUUUUUUAAAUUUUUCAACUACUUGUGAUGUCUGUUUUUUCUUGAAUUUGUUACAUAAAAAUAGUCCUAAAGGGUCUUUUUUUUCUCUAAAUCAUCGGUGAAACAAAGUUACAUGAUUUUUUGCAUUUUAUGUGGUGUUAUAAUCCUGCCAUAGAGCCUGUGCUUUUCUUCUAUGUAUAUUUAUAAUUUAGAUUGGUAAUUAGGUAGUUCUUUAUGAAAGCCAUUCCUUUUUACCUUGUCUAUUUGAGUUAAAGCUAUAUUGACUUUUUUUUAUUUUAUACAAUCUUUAUUUUUAAGACAUAGUUUCUGUAUGGAAGUUGCUUAAAGCUUAAAAUAGCAUUUAGUUCAUUUUGGUCAUAUGUCUGUUAACGAUUUUGAUUUUUAUGUGUUAUUUUAACGUUUAAUAUCUUUUUAUGCUGCACAUCCAAAUCAUCAGCUAUAAUGGUAUCUCUUUAUGUUGUAGAAAAAUGCUCUCAAAGAAAUUUAUAUCAAUGAAUGAAACAUUGAGUGAGAAAGGCUGCAGUUAAAAUUAACAGUGAACCUCAGGAAUAAAGUAAAAUAGGUUCCAGCCGUCAGUGCACCUUUUGAGUCUCUCAAUAUCUUGUAUAUGGAUUUUCUUGCAUACCUGACAUGUUUUUGAUAAAUACACCUUUCAAUUUUAAAACAGAAGUCUGAAUGCUUUUAGUAAAAGACAUGAAAUAUAUAUUAAUCAUCUCAACAUUUUUAACAGUUUUAAAGCUGCAAUGUGUAUCGUAUUGAUGCUUAAAGCUUUUCAGACUCAAGUCAAGUUAGUCUUUUUAAUGUCUGAACAUACUGCAACUUUAUUAUAAAAUCCUUUGUAGCUUAUUAAGAAAAUAAAGUAUUUAUGUUACCAAGUUUCACUCAUGGCCCUAGAAAGAGGGGCAUUAUGGUUUAAUAAAUUGCAUUUAUCAGAAAUGCUAGGACACAGUUUUUGGAGUGAAAGUUGUGGUGCUGAAGUUUGAACUGACCUCCAGAAAUCAAAGCCACCUAAAUUCAAAAUGAUGGUGUGCGUGUCAGUGUAGAAAGUUGUUAGGAAUGAGACUUUGUGGUAAAGUAGGUUAGACACACUGGUCUUUCAUCACUUAAGUUCAGCCUAUGUUGAAGGAAAUAUAUGUCAGCUGUAAUGGUCCUAUGUGAAAUAUGCUUGGGAAAGUGCAACCUAAUUGAUAGUCGACGUAGGCACACAGCAAAAAAGAGUCCUUCAUUUGAUGCUGGUAGGCCACUUGCCACACUUACAGAACAGCACUUCUUAAUAUGCCAGCAUGACACAACAGCUGGUGUGGGAAAUAGAAACUUCACAGUGGUGCAGUGUGCUAUAUUAAUGUUAGGACAGAAUGGUGAGAGCUUUACAAAUAUUCAAUUUCCUGACAUUAACUUCCCUUGCCUUGAUAAUUGCAAAAAUAGCGUGAUGAUAAUUGUAAAUGUUCAAUUAAUACACACAGACUACACAGUAGGAGGUGAAUUAAUUAAAAGGAGUAAUAUAUAGAUAAACAGUGAUUAUUUUAAUUCAGUUCAUGCAAGCCGAAAUGAAGAAGUAUUGUUUAACCAAAAUGUGUAUGUAUUGAAUUACACUUUAGUAAUGCAACCUAAAAUACAAAACUGCAAAUUUGACCAUCUCUAUAGCUGCCGACAGCAGCUGAUUAUACUUGGUUAUAUAUUUGGUUGCUUUUGACAAAAAACCUGAAAUCGUUUAUAUAAUUUACCCACAUAUUGAGAAAGAAAUCCAUGACAAGCAGCACAGUAAUGUCUACUGAUUUCUCACAGGUUUUUUUGUAUUUAUAUUAGAUCUGUUUCCAUAUGGCAUAAUAUACAAUAAACUGGAAAUGGGGAUUAAAAAGAAAAAAAGCUUUCUUCUGAAGUUGUGAAAGUAUACUGUUUGUUACUGUGUAAUACAGUAGGAAAACAAACUGGCUGAUAAAGGAUAGAUUAGUAAUAGCCACUUUAUACUUUGCACCAUAGGUCAUGUUUUGUAUUCAAUUUUUAUAAGUUCCACUGCACUAUGAAUUACAACAGAAACACUUCUUACAUUUUUAUUUUAGCUACUAUUAUUGUGUACAUUGUCAAUAAAGUAAAUAACCUGUAUAGAAUGUGUUUUAAAACUGUUAAAAAUAAAAUCUACAUACUCUUCUGUUUCAUGUUUCUGCCUUUUCAUGUCCUUUUUAAGCACUAGUCAUUUGAACACAUUUUAAUGAAUUUACAGCAUUGAUGCUGAAGCAGUGCAGAAUGCUGAUGAGAUGCCGCAUUAUGGUGCAAAAUUAAGAAGUGGUUAUAGCAUUUCUAAGCAGCAGAUUAAAACUCUUUGUACAUUACAUUUGAAUACUGUCUUUUCAAGACAAGAUCUUCCUGUAUCCUUCAUAAUUUAAUAUCAUCAAAAUAAUCUGAUGUUAUUUACAAGGAAUAGAUGCUAACUUCAACCACUGGACAUCUGGUGGUAGUGGAUCAAACCACCCAUUACUCAUCCAAAAAGGAAAGUUUGAUGAAUUGUUCAAUGGGUGACUAAUCACUACCUGGUAGUGCAAAUGAAGAUUUAUCUGAUAACUCGCUGCAAGAGUCUGCCUCUAAUGUUUUUAGUUUGCACUCUUCUGUGGCUUUCACACUUCAUUAUGUUCUCUAUUUCAAACUCCAUGUCACACUGAUUUUAUUU
Molecule: messenger RNA, 6960 nt
Organism: Rhincodon typus (whale shark)
Lineage: Eukaryota; Metazoa; Chordata; Chondrichthyes; Orectolobiformes; Rhincodontidae
Gene: phf2
Product: PHD finger protein 2
Exons: 23
Coding region: 331-3321 (996 amino acids)
Biological process (GO): protein demethylation; regulation of transcription by RNA polymerase II
Molecular function (GO): transcription coregulator activity; histone demethylase activity
Source: RefSeq, a predicted model, not a curated record